Abrus precatorius (Indian licorice) is the source of this 825-nucleotide messenger RNA. RefSeq lists its product as uncharacterized. The record is from RefSeq and is a predicted model, not a curated record. The transcript has 3 exons. NCBI's taxonomy places the organism in Eukaryota, Viridiplantae, Streptophyta, Magnoliopsida, Fabales, Fabaceae. Bases 1 to 825 code for a protein of 274 amino acids.
AUGCAAGUCAGAUCAACCAACAAUAUCUCACUUGGUAGUAGGAUUCGGAUCCCCCCUAUUACAUUUACUGAUGAAGACUUUCAAGGAGUGGACCUUGUACAAGACGACCCCAUGGUGAUAAGUGUGGAUAUUCUCAACUGCACUGUCCGAAAAACACUCAUUGAUCAAGGGAAAGAGGAACUCAAAGAAUACCGGGAACCCUUAGUCAGUUUUUCUGGAGAACGGGUGGAGACUCGUGGGUGUAUCGACCUUUACACCUCAUUUGGAUCGGAGCAUGAAGGAAAGCGCAUCAAGGUUACGUAUCUGGUAGUUCACGCAAAUACCUUGUACAACAUAUUACUCGACAGGCCUUCCCUCAACAAACUUAAAGCCUCAGCAAGAGAGUGCUAUUUUGCAAGCCUACACAUCAAACCACUCCAAGAAUACGGACAAGAUGUCAACAUUGUCACUCCCAGGUAUGGGGAGGACUUAGAUAUUGAACUUGAUCUUAGGACUGACGAAGGGUGUCGGGUCGAGCCCAAUGAAAACAUGCCCGGAAUUGAUCCAACAUUUCUUUGUCAUCACCUCUCGGUUUAUAAAGCAGCAAAAUCAAUAGCACAAAAGAAAAGGAAAGUGGGAGGCGAGAGAGCGAAAACGGUAAAGGAAGAGACUGCUAAGUUACUACAGGCUGGUUUUAUCCGAGAGGUCAGAUACUCUACUUACUUGGUUGGCCAAUAUAGUCAUGGUCAAAAAGGCAAAUGGCAAAUGGCGAAUGUGUAUCGAUUACACAGAUCUAAACAAAGCAUGUCCAAAAUAUGCUUACCCUCCCAAGCAUUGACGCCCUAG